Glarea lozoyensis ATCC 20868 is the source of this 1770-nucleotide messenger RNA. RefSeq names its product Acyl-CoA N-acyltransferases (Nat). Lineage: Eukaryota; Fungi; Ascomycota; Leotiomycetes; Helotiales; Helotiaceae. Gene Ontology annotation, molecular function: glycylpeptide N-tetradecanoyltransferase activity. Gene Ontology annotation, cellular component: cytoplasm. The transcript has 2 exons. Gene Ontology annotation, biological process: N-terminal peptidyl-glycine N-myristoylation. The record is from RefSeq and is a predicted model, not a curated record. Bases 1 to 1770 code for a protein of 589 amino acids.
AUGGACCCCUCCAUCCCACUUCGAGCUUCCACGUUGGCACAAAACCAGCAACAUCAAUCCACCACCAGAAUGAAUAACGAGUCCAAGAUUGCAGAUCCUGCUGCGACGCAGGAUGCUGUGGAGGAGGUUGUCAAGGAUGCGAAAGCGUCCGGCUCUGUAAAAACCCAGAUUGAAUCCGACAACGAGGACGAAGAACACGAAACGACGACCACAAAUACCCCAGCGUCUACUGCCGCGGCGAAAAAGAAGAAAUCGAAGAAGAAGCGCAUAAAGGAUGCCUUGACUCGUAGUUCCAAAGAUGAAGCUUCAGGAUCUACAUCGGCGCAAAAUGAUAUGGCCAAGGCGAUGGGAGGUCUCAAUAAGGAGCAAAUCCAGGAAAUCCUAAAGAUGAAUCCAGGGCUGGCACAAGAUCUAGGGGUCGGGAGCUCUGAUCCAAAUAAAGUCGCGGCGGAUUUUAAGAAACUGAAUCUGGAAGAUAUCCUGGCCGGGUUGGCUUCGAGUGGGAAGAAUGUGAAGGAUAUGGCGGGAUACAAGUUUUGGCAGACGCAGCCUGUUCCUAAGCUUGGUGAAAAGGGGAAGAUUGAGAAGGAAGGGCCGAUCCGGGAGACGGACUUGAAUCUUGUGCGGAAGGAACCAUAUCCUAUGGCGGAAAAUUUUGAAUGGGUCACUAUGGAUAUGUUGAAUGAUGAGGAAUUAAAGGAGGUCUUUGAUUUGCUUUAUGGGCAUUAUGUGGAAGAUGAUGAGGCUAUGUUCAGAUUCAACUACUCGAAAUCAUUCUUAAAAUGGGCUCUCCUAUCUCCAGGCUGGCGAAAAGAAUGGCAUGUUGGGCUUCGCGCUUCGGUGUCACGCCGUUUGGUGGCAUUCAUAUCAGCGAUACCUGUUCAAUUGCGAGUUCGUGAAAACGUUCUCAAUGCAUCUGAAGUCAACUUUCUGGUAGUACACAAGAAAUUGCGGGCGAAAAGACUAACGCCCACGCUCAUCAAAGAAAUCACUCGUCGGUGUAACCUUGAGGGUGUUUUCCAAGCCAUCUACACUGCGGGUGUCGUUUUACCAACACCAGUCAGUACUUGCCGAUACUAUCACAGAUCGAUCGAUUGGCAGAAACUCCAUGAUGUCGGCUUCAGUCCUCUACCUAAAAACAGCAAGCCAUCAUACCAGAUCCAGAAAUACAAGUUACCCGAUCACACAUCCACAAAAGGCCUCCGACCUAUGGAGGAAAAGGACAUCGACGCAGUCUUAGACUUGCUAACUCGAUAUCUGGCAAGAUUCGAUAUGGCACCACAAUUCUCAAGAGAAGAAGUGAUCCACUGGCUCGUCCACAAAAAGGGGGAGUACGAAGAACAAGUCAUCUGGUCAUACGUCGUAGAAGAUCCCUCCACCAAGAAAAUCACAGACUAUUUCUCCUUCUACUGCCUCGAAUCAUCCGUCAUCAACAACCCACGACACAGCAACGUCCGCGCAGCCUACCUCUUCUACUACGCCACCGAAACCGUCUUCGCGCCUAAAUCCACCAAGGGCGACCUCAAAAUUCGCCUCAAUCAACUCAUCAACGACGCGCUUAUUCUGGCUAAGAAAUUCAAAUUCGACGUCUUCAACGCGUUGACACUGCAAGAUAACUGUCUGUUCUUGGAGGAACAGAAGUUUGGGGGCGGCGAUGGACAGUUGCAUUUUUACCUGUAUAAUUACAAUGCUAAUCCGAUUGCGGGGGGUGUGGAUCAAAGUAACAAUAUUGAUGAGGGGUGUAGUGGGGUGGGUGUUGUUAUGCUUUAA